AUGUCAUGGAGAGGGAAAGGGAGGGUGUUGUCUGAUUGGUCGAGCGGAGUCAGGAAAACGAGUUCUGUUGCCGAGAGAGAAACAGCGCAAGAGAAAAAACAAGACUGGAGUUAAAAAAAAAAUCUUACUUUAAAAAAAAAAAAAAAAAAUCGGCAGCUCAACGAACGACUGUCUUUUCCAUGAAGAAAAACAGAAGAACACGUCACAACAAAGAAGGAAUGGGUCAAAACGGUGUUCUGACAGUGUAUCGAUGAUCGGAAGGCGCUGAUUUCGGCUCAGAAUUGCCAAGAUUAUCAAGGAGGAGGUCAUCCAGGCCACAUUUAAGAUCCAAUAGAGGUAAGCCAGUGCUGGAGGAAGACACGCAGGAUGAAGCCAGUGAGACGGCAGGGAGGGCGCUCGCCACUCUCAUUGAGGGCCAAAAGUAACAAGAGAAAGCCAACGGCAAGCCAGGGACCUUCAAAUACAUCCCCACUGUCCUUGGAUGGCCAAUCAGAGAUGGGGGAGAUGGAGACACAAGAACAGAAACAUCCGGUACAGGAAGAUUCUCGUAGUUCACCCACAGACAUCGACCCAAUAGACACUCAGGAGUUAGAGAGCAUCAGUCAAGCCACUGGGGUCCCCCUUAAUAAGGGACAAAGCUCAAGGAUCAGGGAAGUGCGCAACUGGAGAUUAAGAGAUCACUCUUUGCUUUUGGACAGUAAAGAAGGUGUAGUUGAGAGCAGUCCCUCCAGAGACCAUCACAAAGGCCAGGAGUCAUUAUCUUCAAGACCAGUCGGUGAAGAUGACAGUGGGAAAGAGGAGUCCUUGUCUGGAAGCAGCAACCAUCCUCCAUCUAGUCGCAAAACUGCCACAUUCAAGUCGAGGGCACCCAAAAAGAAAUAUAUGUUUGACCACCACAGCAGCAGCAUAUCCAGUGGUCACCUUCAAAGCACAGAAAACUUUGAGAGUGUUGGCUCCUCGUCUGGAGAGGUGGUAUCUGGUGGUAGCGUAGUCUCUUCUGAAACUAGCAACAGCAGUCGAGAGGACUGUGAUGGCACUUCUCACAGCAACAACAGCCUCACUUACAGCAAAGAGGACAAGCAAACUGCUGAGUCAAAUUUGGAGGAAGCCCCCAAUAUUUCAGGUGGGACACCAGUGGCAUCAGCCAGCACUUCUGAAUUGCACGACGGUAAUAAUGAACAAGAAGGUAUCUGCAGCUUGCUUUCAGUGCGCUCCUCAAGUACGGACACUGCCAGUGAACACUCCGCUGACUCUGACCUUGAUGCCGGCCCUGCCACCAGCACUUUAACCUCAUGUGGUAUCGAUGCAGAAGGCAGAUGUCUGGAUAAAGAAAUAAAGCACGAUUUAGACUGCUCCAGAGACAAAGAGAAGCAGCAGCCUUUCUGGUAUGACUUGCGACACCUCAAAUCCAAGCGAGUUUUGGCUCGACGCAGUCAUGACUCACCUGGGGAUGGCCCAUCCUUUUUCCAAUCUGGUGUAGUGAAGCAAAUUCGUCGGAGUAGUGAUUUAGGAAUUCAGUUUUCUGGGGAGCGCUCUUUAAUAUACUAUGAAGGAGGAAUGUCUUUUGGAGGAGCAUGUGGCCCUUCGAGUUCAGCAGUGGAUGUGAUCCUUGAUGUCGUUCCUCCCCCUAGCGCAGUGGCGGUUGGAACUCGGGUUUGUGUUUGCAUCAGACCAAAUGAGACAAUCUACAGAGAGGGAAUGGUUCUUGAAAUUAACCCCAAGCCAGUUUCAUAUCGGGUAUUAUUGGAUGGAGCCUCCAAGUCUUCAGGGAACCAUGAGGAGACUGGUGUGGGUGCAAAGAGUGGCACACUUGCAAAGAAGGACAAUGAGUCCGUGUGGGUGUCACUGUCAAGUCUUCGGCUCCUCCAUUCCCCAUGGAUUAAGGAAGACAGUUCUGAUUCUGCUUUCACUGAAGAGGAAAAUGGAGCACUUGGAGGAGGGUGCAAUGCAGGCAAGGAAAAAUGCAACAAGAUAGUUAAUGAUACUCCUGUAGACCGGGACUCGGAGAAAGAAAAAUGUGACAGUGGCACAGUGGUGCAUAAUAUAUCCCCAUUCUUGUCCAAGUCCCGGCCGCUUAUCACACCUCUAACUUCUAACCCUGCUCCGAGUGUCUUUCUUGUAAAGCCAGAUUUGGGGACAGAUGGGGACACCCCACGAUCCCAAUACCAACAGACUCCUCCAGAGGAUGUGGAAGUUUCCAAAAUCAGCUUUCCCAUGGACUCUACCCCCAAGGCUGACAGUGUGGCACUGAUGUUCCCCGGGGAAGAAAAGGGACAAAGCAGUGCACUGUCUGGACUCCCCAUUCAGCGACAGAUAUUAUCCCCUACAAAGUCUCCGGGAUACACACAGCUGGUUGUGGGCCCAAGUACGGGGAUGCUGCCCCUUGUCCUGACUGGAAGUGGUACUCUUGCUUCAUCUAACCGUUGUUUAAUAGAACCGCCCACUUCUCUUCUCUGCCAGGAAGUGACCUCCUCUGCCACAGGGAGUGGACGUAGCAGCACUAGCAGCCUGUCUUUAGAAAAGAGCAACAGCCAGGGAGGAAGUGGGUGCACGACUCCAGCUGCUGGCUCCACUUCUCGCUCACGUACUCCUCUGACUGCUGCCCAGCAAAAGUAUAAGAAAGGAGAUGUAGUGUGCACCCCAAACGGAAUCCGGAAAAAGUUCAAUGGCAAGCAAUGGCGGCGGCUGUGCUCCCGUGAUAGCUGCAUGAAGGAAUCCCAGAGGCGAGGAUACUGUUCACGCCAUCUCUCCAUGCGCACUAAGGAGAUGGAGAACAAUGGGGCAAAUCUACCAUCGGAUACAUUCUCAGGUCUUGGCUCUGCGUCCCGCUCCAGCAGGCUGGACGGCCGGGCAAGCAGUGAAUUUGACUGGGAUGACACAUCCAGGGAUAGCAGUGAGGCAAGCAGUCGUACUGACUCUCGCCCUCGGCUUGCGCUUUCUUCUCAGGCCAUCAUAGCUGCUGCAUGUGCCACACAGGACUUGUCUCGCUUUGACUUUGAUGAAUGUGAGGCUGCCAACAUGUUAGUCUCCUUGGGAAGUUCACGCUCGGGAACACCUUCCUUUUCGCCCGUCUCCAACCAGUCACCUUUCUCGCCUGCACCCUCCCCUUCACCUUCUCCUCUCUUUGGGUUCCGACCAGCUAACUUCAGCCCUAUAACAGCCUCUCCUGUUAUUCAGAGAAUAACGGGACAAAGCAGGCAUGCAACGGCCAGCACCCCAAAAGUAGUUCCAUUAGGAGCUCAGGCCCUGGAAGGAAUUGGCGUAUCACAGCACAGUGGGGGUACUCCACACCGAGAACGGCACAUUUCGGGGAUCCAGCCCACAUUCCAAGCAAACCUGACUUUCACAGUACCGAUGAGCCCCAACAAGCGUAAGUCGGACUCUCACUGCCCUGCCUCAACUGGGAACAGCAUGUCUAUUACAACCCCAAUAGCUGGUGGCAGUGGCAGUACCAGUUCAUCCUGCUCAACAGCUCCGGAUUUUCAAAAGAGUGAUAGCCUGGACUCUGGUGUUGACUCCAUUUCUCAUACUCCCACAUUGCCAUCCACCCCAGCAGGAUUUAGAGCAAUGUCCCCAGCCAGCCAGUUCCCAGGUUCCCAACAGGCUUCACCUCUUCCACUACUAUCGCCCACACCUUCUGCCAUGACCUCUGAUCCCUGUACCACUGUACGACGGGUACCAGCACAGCAGCACCAGCAAAGAGACUCACCAGUUAUUGUUAGAAAUCCAGAUGUCCCUUUACCAGCCAAAUUCACAGAAAAACCCUUGGGAAUUGGGAACAUUGGGGUUGACCCUCACAAUGGUGGCUCGGCUAGCCCAAGGGCACCAAGAUUUACUGGUACUAAAGAAGGUGGAGUAGUAGGAAAUGUGGCAGGAAGUAAUGCCAGGGCAAAAGUGACCGGUCUGCAAAUACCUGUACCAAUCAAUGCCAACCAGCUUGGCGUGGGUGCAAAUGCUGCCAACGGCAUAAGUCGCAGUUUACAGAUGGGUGUGUCUUCUGCAAGCAGCAGCACUCAAUCAGAACAGUCUGCCGUCAGCAGUGCUACCCAGACCCAUGCUACUGAGUCUGUGGCACGUGGCACUGUGGGAAACCCAGCUGUGGGAGGUGUGGGUGCAGUGGGCUUUGGAGGAGUCGUCACACCAUUACCUUACCAUCCUGCUCCCACCGCCCUACUGCCAGUCAUCGUUCCUUCAGAGUUCUCACACCCAGUACCACGCAAAGACAUCAUCAUGGGCAGGCCAGGCACAGUUUGGACAAAUGUGGAGCCCAGGUCUGUGCCUGUGUUUCCCUGGCAUUCUCUGGUCCCAUUCCUUGCUCCCAGUCAGUCAGAGUCUUCUGUUCCUUCAUCUGAGAGUCAGCAGGCUGUUGAUCAUCCUCCCAUACCAAAUCAAAAUAAAGAUCCUUCGCUUUCCUGUGUUGUCCCAGUUCCAGACUCCGGAAACAGUAGCUCAGGAGGUGACCCUGAGAAACCCACAGCACCCAGCCCCAGCCAGACUGAAGUCCCUCAUGCAGGGGCAGCUAUACCAGCCGAAGAUCAGGCACCUUUGGGAAGAGAGGGAGUCGUAGGUGGUGCAGACAGUGAGACUGAAAGUGAUGUUGAUGACCCGUUUUACCCAGCAUUGAUGUCUGAAGCACCAAUAUCUGUUUCUCCAGUAAAAAGGCGAACCCAGUCACUUAGUGCUUUGCCAAAGGAUCGAGAUCUAGGAUGUGACAAAGAGGGCCGAAGUCCAGGAAAGAGGGAGAAGGAUCACAUUCGUCGUCCUAUGAAUGCUUUCAUGAUCUUCAGUAAGAGGCAUCGGGCUUUGGUCCAUCAGAGACACCCAAAUCAAGACAAUCGUACUGUUAGCAAGAUCCUUGGAGAGUGGUGGUAUGCACUGGGGCAGAAGGAGAAGCAAAAGUACCAUGACCUAGCUUUUCAGGUUAAAGAGGCCCAUUUUAAGGCACACCCAGACUGGAAAUGGUGCAACAAAGACAGAAAGAAGUCCAGCUCUGAUGUGAAGACGGCACUUGUGGGACCUGGAGGAGUAUCAAAGGACAUUAGAGAGAGAAGUGUAUCUGAGACUGGAACCGUUGGAGGGACAGAGCAAAGGGGAUGUCCUGGGGUUGCAUCAGUAAACGAGCGACUUGGAGGGGAUGGAACCCAGGCACAGUUGACACGACCCAGAGCUUUCUCUCACAGUGGGGUGCACAGUUUGGAGAGAGCUGACAGGAACAACACACAGACCUUAGUUGAGUUGGCACAGAUGUGUGGCAGCACUGCCUCUCAGUUUUCUGGGACCUCUAGUGUAAGAUUCUCGAAUCCUAGGAGGUCCUAUUCCCGUUCACAACGUGCAGCCAGUGAAGACAUGACAAGUGAUGAGGAGCGAAUGGUCAUCUGUGAGGAAGAAGGAGAUGACGAUGUCAUAGAUGAUUCCUUUCCCCCUGGGACCAUUGAUCUGAAAUGUAAAGAAAGAGUAACAGAAAGUGAUAGUGAGGGGGCCUCUGGGGAGGAGCCUGAAAGCAAGAGAGCCUUUGCACCAGUAAUUCGCUCUUCCUCUGCUGUUGUACCUUCGUCUUCAUCCUCCAUUUUUGCACAUUGUCGUACUGGAAGUGAUUUAAAAUCUGAUAAAAUUACUGUUGAAGAAAAACAGAGCCUAAACCAGGAGCACCCAAGUUCUUCAGCAGUGCUCCAGCAGCAGCUUGGAAUGGCUAACUUAGUCAGUUCACAGUCUGGUCAGCAACGCAGUGUUUCCUUGACCUUGUACCAGCCAAGCAAUGUAUACAGUGUCUCAGGUGGAGCUAACACUGGAGUUGGCAAGCAUUUCCCAGCAACUGGAGACAUUAGUAGCAGUGAGAGCACAAUGCAGGUUUUUGAAAGAAAGAGGAAGCGUGUUGAGAAUAGUGGAAUGGCAGUUCAAUUGAAGGACUCCACAGCAGGGAUUUCUGAUUCACUUGCAUAUGGGACAAACGCUUCAGUGCCUCCUAAUGUAAACCAGUCAGUAAUUGCAAGUACUGUCAGCAUUCUGCCCACGUUAGUCUUCCCCCAUUCUUCACCUGUGACUAACACCUCAUGUAUUUUCUCCACAAAGGCCUCAGUUGCUGCAAGCAGCACAGGUGUUCUUGGUACUAGCUUGGCACCAAUUAUGGGGGCAACAAGAAUGGCUUCCACUGUUGUGACCAGUGUGGUAAAGCCUGUGAGCAGUACGCCUGUACCUAUUGCUAGUAAGCCUCCACAGUCUGCUGCUACAACAGUCGGGAGGGAUUCAGCAUCCACUUUAGGGGUCACACAAAGUGCUGUUUCUUCACUGGAACACCUGCAUGGUAUACAGAACAGAGCUGUCAUGACACCACCAUUGAGCACAACAAAUAAUGCAAUUACAGUUGGUGCGGGCCGAAUUUCAGGUUCUCCUCUACCCCAGGUAGGGGUGAUUUACACUGAGAAACAGCAGCAGCAACCACAGAUUCUUAUUGGACAAGGAGCAAGCAUUGGGGGUGUGGCUAAGCAACACUUUUCACCUAGCACAUCUGCUGGUACCAGUACCCUCAAUGUAGCAGCUGUGACCAACUUGGUUGUUGGUGGACCGCACUCUUUUGGUAAUUCAGGACAGACCAUAAAUUCCACUAGGCAGCCUGCUGCAGUUCAGCUUUUAGCACAACAGCCUGGUGCCACUCCAGGAACCAGUAAUAAUGGUCCACUUCCUCUGGGUAUCCUUCAGUCUCCAGCACAGUUCCUGUCCACUGCUGCAUCCCCUGCUUGUGGGCCAAAAGGGAUAACACAAGUACAGUACAUCUUACCAACCCUUUCUCCUCAAUCACUGAACAAUGCUGCAUCCUCUGGCAGUAAUAAAAUUGGUCCUGGAGGUCAAACUACUCUACUGCCCACUUCACACAAUCAUCACCCUCCUGUUGCUCAGCAACCAGCCAGCAUACAGUUCACAUUGCCAGCACCACCGCCUGGUACUGGAGCAGCUAAUGGAAAGGUUAUUGCUACAGCAACAGGAGUAUCGCAAGCAAUACCGAUCAUGCAACCUGGACCUGCUGCUAGCCCAACAAUUGGAGUCGUUUCUCCAGGGCACAGAGCUCAGUCUUUGUCUCCAGUGCAAGCCCAGUCUCCAGUACUUUCAAGCACGGUGCUGCAGCCUUCAAGCAUUCUGACUCCAGCAGGACCUGUUCAGGGCAAGAUGUUGGUGCCUAUGUCAGCAGUCAGGCCAGCAAAUUCGGGUCAGCCUCCCCCUUUGCCAGUUGUUCCAUCUCACCUUCCUGUACCUGUCCAAAAUGGUGUACAGCCUAGCAAGAUAAUUCAUAUUGCAUCAGUACCUGUUGUCCAGUCCCAGCUUUCUUCAACGGGUGCAGUGCAGGCUGGAAGUCACUUUCCAGUUACUAUGGCAACUGCAGCAGUGAUGACUCCUGGCUCAUCACAACCACAGAAAGUCCUUCUGCCUUCUGCAACUGCUCGUAUUACAUAUGUCCAGCCUGCACCUGGUGUACCCACACCAGUUCCUCUGGUCUCUUCAACUGUCACUUCAUCCCAACAAGCUCAACAUACUCAAGGGCCUGCGUAUGUUCCAUCUCCUAUGAGCACUCUGGGUUUUGCUGCUAUUGCACCCUCUGGACAAACAUUGGUUCAGCCUAUUAUAACAGGUCAGCCCUCACUUCUAACCCCUGGACAAUCUCAGUCUUGCCCACAACUACCUCCACCAAAUCCUCCCAGUUCUGGGGGUACAAGCCAGUUAUUGACUGCGAUCUACCCUUCUCCAGGUGUGGCUACCGCAGGUGUUGUGUCAGUUGCAACAGUGCCCCAAAGUGUAGUAUACUCUGUGUCUAGCCCCUCUGCAGCUCACAGUACCUCUGCUCCAGGAGCAUCCAAUAGCUCUGUGGUAUCAAUGCAACAGCAGUCUUCUAUCUACCAGUACUCCUCAGGCUCUGGACUAGCUCCCGUUCCAGCAAUGUCAGGCAGUGUACCAGUUGCACCAAAAGCUUCCCGGAUGGCACCCUCCACACCUUCUGCAUCUUCAGUGAAAACUCCACAAAAGGUGAAGGCCACACUGGCUAGUAUUCCUGUGGGCAACUUUGAAGGUGUCCGGAGCAGUACCCCUAACAAGCCAUCUGGAUCAGGGGAGAGAGAGGUUACUACAGUAGUAGCGCCUCGGUUUCUGUUUGACAGUGAUAAACUGAGCACUGGGAACUCUCCCACAACUCCUCACACUCAGUCUAGAAGGACAGAACCUGAGCUUGCAUGCCAGGUUGAUCCAGCUGGGGAAUCUCAGGACAGCAAAUCGGAUUUGGUUCGAUCAUCUGGGACACCUCCAACUGAGGAUAAGCCAGCCACAUCAGCCCAAAAAUUACAGGAGAGCUGGGAGAACAGUGUAACCACAAAUAAUAAGAGUUGCAACAGUGCUGAUGACAGAGGAGGAACAACAGAAGGCCAGCUCAAUUCAGGAGGAAACGGUGAAAAUACAUUGCAAAGCACAGGAUCUGCAGCAUCUAUAGGAUCCGUUCGAGGCAAAGAAAGUGCUGCUCAGGUCCAGAGUGCAAGGAGGGGCCCAGUUUCAGAAAGUUCAACCGCUUGUCAGCAGCAUACUACCGCUGCCAUCACCACUUCCUCUUCAUCAUCCUCCCCCUCCUCUUCCUCCUCCUGCUCCUCCUCCUCCUCCACCUCGUCAGCUAACUCUACAGUAGUGGGAGGAACAGAAAAUACAAAGUCACUUCCUCCUCAGGUAGAAGAAAGAAAAGAACCACUACCUACAAAGAAAAUAAAAGUGAGGCCACCACCCUUAAAAAAGACCUUUGACUCUGUGGACAAGGUGUUGUCAAAUGUGUAUUUUGAGGAGCGUUUUGCAGAACUCCCAGAAUUUAGACCUGAAGAAGUUCUGCCCUCUCCAACUCUGCAGAGCCUUGCCACUUCUCCCCGUGCAAUUCUAGGCAGUUACCGCAAGAAAAGAAAAAAUUCUACUGAUCUUGAUUCUUCAACGGAGGAUCCAAUAUCCCCAAAACGAAAGAUGCGUCGCAGGUCAAGUUGCAGUUCAGAGCCAAACACACCAAAGAGUGCAGCCAAGUGUGAGGGUGACAUUUUCACCUUCGAUCGUCCAGGGACAGAUUCUGAGGAUGUUUUAGGAGAGCUGGAGUUUGACAAGGUGCCAUAUUCCUCACUUCGUCGAACUCUAGACCAGAGGAGGGCAUUGGUUAUGCAGCUUUUCCAAGAACAUGGGUUUUUCCCCUCGGCCCAGGCGACAGCUGCCUUCCAGGCCCGUUUUGCUGACAUCUUUCCCACAAAGGUGUGUUUGCAGCUAAAGAUUCGAGAAGUGCGUCAGAAGAUCAUGCAGACUGCUACACCAACGGAAAUGAGUAUCCCAGGAAGUUCCCAAGACCAGCCAGCUAGUGUCCCUAGCACCCCUACUCUUCUAUCGGGUAGUAUUAGCAACUGCCAGCAAGGUGUUGAAGGUAUAUCUAUUUCAGGCCAGUCUAUUGAGGCUAGCCAUUCCCAUGAUACACCAGAGCCAGGGGAACAAGAGCAGUCCAGCAGUCCCAGCUCCCAGCAGCAUAUGCACACAUCCCAGGAUUCCAGUAGGUGAAGUCAAGAGGAGGAAGGAAGUGUUGAUGGAAUCAUGCAUAGUCAGUCAGAGGGAUGAGAGCUCCAUUAAUUCUGACUAGAUUCUGUAUUGGGGGGAAGAAACCUCCCUUCAUCUGGGAGGUACAAGUAUAUCUUUGGAGAAACUUUCAGUCUUGGUCCCCAGUUUUUUUCAAAACUCAGAAAAUGUUGACCCCUUUUCUCUUAAGUGGUACGUGGUAGCCUUCCACUGUUUAUCACAGAGCACAGUGUACUGAUCAUGGCUGCUGAAGACUGAUUGGAAGAGGGGGUCCAUCUUAGGGAAACCCAGUGGAGUUGGGUUAAGAAGUACACUAUAAUAAGGUUUCAGUUUAAUUUUCUGAAAGCUCUUCUGUCUGAAGCUGUUACAGAGCAGCAACAUAGUAGGCAGGAUUUGCCACUUACUUUGCUAUUAUGUUCACUUUACCAGAGUUGGGUGGGCAGGGAGGUAAUCAUGAUUUGAUUUGCUCAAAAAUUAAAAUAAUCCUGCUAGUUAUUUUUAGCAGGUGCACAUCAAUACCUGCCAUGCCAGUGGUGGUUGGAAUCAAUGCCUAAAAACAUAACUUGUUGAUCAAAUUGCAAUAGACAGACUGAUUCAAUACAUGUAGAAGCAUCAAGAUUUUUGAAACCACUUUUUAAUCAUAGAUAUAGAGAAAUGGCUUGUGGCCAGGAUGUCACUGUGGGGGGCCACUUGAAAGGAAGCACAAAUGGAGCAUACUCCUUUUAAAACUGCAUCAAUGUUUUAAAUGUUUUUGGACAUUUCCUGCUGUUUGAUAAUCUGUCUGUUUUGAAAGUGUUCUCCUGACACCUUCUGCACAGGACCCCCAGGAGCAGGGUCUGUACUUUCACACUAGCUGUCCUUUGAUCGGGGCUGCAGUGUUCUUAAGACUGAGGAGUCAUGUUGGUCUAAGGUAAAAGCAAGAAGUUAAUCAUCAUGCAGUGGUUACUACUUCUGAUGGCUCUAAGUAAUGUACUGCAGCUUGCACAAAAGGGCAAGGAAUCCUAUGGAAAUCCCUGACUAGAAAAUCGAAGAAGAAACGCGUGAAAGGAUUUACAGUGGGCAGUGCUACAGUCUCACUUCUAGGAGCUGCCUUACAAUUUUGAUGAACAUACAGAGGCCUUUUGAGGGGAAACUGCUUUGGCUUCACUUAGAAGCAUAAAUGGAACCGUCUGAUCUGCAGACUGGGUUUUACGCUUGGUGAAGAACUGUCCUGUGAUCUGAAGGGGAUCCUGUUGGGAGGAGUAAAGGGGCGCUGGUCAGAGCAGCGUUUCCACAGUUACUAAUAUAUUGAUAAAGUGUCACACUUUUAACAGUAAUAAUGAUAUAAAAUAAUUUUAUAUUAUAUAAAAUGCUUUUAAAAUGGAA
Messenger RNA from Erpetoichthys calabaricus (reedfish), 10932 nucleotides. It is a transcript of the gene cicb, whose product is annotated as capicua transcriptional repressor b. NCBI's taxonomy places the organism in Eukaryota, Metazoa, Chordata, Cladistia, Polypteriformes, Polypteridae. Gene Ontology annotation, cellular component: nucleus. Gene Ontology annotation, biological process: regulation of transcription by RNA polymerase II. The transcript has 22 exons. The record is from RefSeq and is a predicted model, not a curated record. Bases 367 to 9552 code for a protein of 3061 amino acids. Gene Ontology annotation, molecular function: RNA polymerase II transcription regulatory region sequence-specific DNA binding; DNA-binding transcription factor activity, RNA polymerase II-specific.